Molecule: messenger RNA, 5205 nt
Organism: Pogoniulus pusillus (Red-fronted tinkerbird)
Lineage: Eukaryota; Metazoa; Chordata; Aves; Piciformes; Lybiidae
Gene: EDEM1
Product: ER degradation enhancing alpha-mannosidase like protein 1
Exons: 12
Coding region: 86-1951 (621 amino acids)
Biological process (GO): mannose trimming involved in glycoprotein ERAD pathway; endoplasmic reticulum mannose trimming; carbohydrate metabolic process
Cellular component (GO): endoplasmic reticulum; membrane
Molecular function (GO): mannosyl-oligosaccharide 1,2-alpha-mannosidase activity; calcium ion binding
Source: RefSeq, a predicted model, not a curated record
CCGUUAAAGGGGUCGCGUCGCGGCGGGAGCUGCCGGGCGGGCGGGCAGCGGAGCGGCGCCUUUGAACUAUGAGCGCGGCGCUACCAUGCAAUGGCGGUCGCUGGUGCUGGGACUGCUGCUGCUGAGGUUGGGGCUGCAGGCGCUGCUGGCCCUGCUGCCCGCGCUGGCGCCCGGCCUCUGCCUGCGCCGCCGCUUCCCUUUCCCGUUCCCUCCGCCGCCCGCCCUUCCCGGCCCGCCCGCCGCCGCCACCACCGAUACCAUCCACCCCGGUUCCUCGCACUGGGGCUCGCUGCUGCGGCGGGGCAGCCUUGGCGGGGCGGCGGGAGAUGACGACUACGAGCGGCGCUACAGCGGAGCCUUCCCGCCGCAGCUGCGGGCCCGGCUGCGCGAUGCCGCCCGCGGGAUGUUCGCCUUCGGCUACGACAGCUACAUGCAGCACGCCUUCCCCCGCGACGAGCUCGACCCGCUCCACUGCCGCGGCCGAGGGCCCGACCUGCACGACCCCUCCAACCUCAACAUCAACGAUGUGCUGGGGAACUACUCGCUGACCCUCAUCGACGCGCUCGACACGCUGGCGGUAAUGGGGAACUCCUCAGAAUUCCAGAAGGCAGUGAAGUUGGUGAUUGACACAGUUUCCUUUGAUAAAGACUCAACAGUCCAAGUCUUUGAGGCAACAAUCAGGGUUUUGGGAAGCCUCCUUUCUGCCCACAUCAUAAUCACAGACAGCAGGCAGCCCUUUGGUGACAUGACCAUUAAGGACUAUGACAAUGAGCUGCUGCACAUGGCUCACGACCUGGCAGUGAGGCUGCUUCCAGCCUUUGAGAACACCAAGACUGGGAUUCCAUACCCUCGGGUCAACCUGAAGAAGGGGGUACCUCCAGACAGCCACAAUGAAACGUGCACUGCAGGAGCUGGUUCCUUGCUGGUGGAGUUUGGCAUCCUCAGCAGGCUGCUUGGUGAUUCCACCUUUGAAUGGGUGGCCAGGAGAGCUGUGAAAGCACUCUGGAGUCUCAGGAGCAACAACACUGGGCUGCUAGGAAAUGUUGUGAACAUUCAAACUGGCCACUGGGUUGGAAAGCAAAGUGGCUUGGGAGCAGGAUCAGAUUCGUUCUACGAGUACCUGCUGAAGUCUUACAUCCUCUUUGGAGAAAGGGAGGACUUGGAGAUGUUCAAUGAUGCUUACAGGAACAUUCAGAACCACUUGAGAAGAGGCCGAGAAGCUUGCAACGAGGGCGAGGGGGACCCUCCGCUGUAUGUCAACGUCAACAUGUUCACAGGCCAGCUGAUGAACACCUGGAUCGACUCCCUGCAGGCCUUCUUCCCUGGGCUACAGGUGUUGAUAGGAGAUGUGGAAGAUGCUAUUUGUCUCCAUGCUUUUUACUAUGCCAUAUGGAAACGAUAUGGAGCUCUCCCUGAAAGGUACAACUGGCAGCUGCAAGCCCCAGAUGUUCCCUUCUACCCACUGAGACCAGAGCUGGUGGAAUCCACAUACCUUCUUUAUCAGGCCACAAAGAACCCAUUUUACCUUCACGUGGGGAUGGAUAUUCUGCAGAGUCUGGAAAAAUACACGAAAGCAAAGUGUGGCUAUGCCACCUUACACCACGUUGUAGAGAAGACGAAGGAGGAUCGGAUGGAGAGCUUCUUCCUCAGUGAAACCUGUAAAUACCUGUACCUGCUGUUUGAUGAAGAGAACCCCCUGCACCAGUCUGGGAACAAGUACAUGUUCACCACCGAGGGGCACGUGGUGUCCGUGGACGAGCGCUUCCGCACCUCGCUCUGGCAGGACAUCCUCCCCGCGGCGGAGCUCAGCGCCCAGAAGGGGAGGCCCAGCGACCUCAGGGCACUCAACUUCAGCUCCAACUGCAACAGAGUUCCUGAUGAGAGGAGGUACCUGCUGCCCCUGAAGAGCAACUACAUGAGACAGAUCGAUCGCAUGGUGGGCUUGAUCUGACAGGGGCUUCGCAGCCUCACGUGCCAGGAGGAGCUUGGCAUCUGGCUGGGGACCUUCCUCUCCUCCUCAGCUACCCCCCUGCAAACACUGAGUCACUUGGGUGCCCCCCAUGCUUGCUAGUUUUCAGGAUGAUCAAGUUCUCUCUGAGUUGGGUCUUCUGAGCUGUGGUAGCUUUGCACGCCACCCGAACGGAGAUCCCUCGAGACUUGCAAUGGCAAACCAAGGCUGGAGAGAGCUCAGAGAACAGGAAAUUGGCCUGUGCCACUUAGCUACCUCUUUGUGGCUGUCCUGCAAGUGUCCCUUUGGGAAAGGGUCAGGUAUUUAAUUUGAAAUAACUUUGGGGUGGGGGAAGGAAAUGGGAAAGUGCAAUUCCGUAUGCCGAGUCGAAUCCUUGAGUUACUCUGCCUAGCAAUACACAACCUUAAGUACUACUCAGGUAGGAACCCACUGGUAAUGGGUUUUGCUCACACAAAACCUCUUUUAUCUGGAAGAGAGUGUCUUGGAGAGAGAACUCCUGAUCAUGUCAAAAGCUCUCAGUGUAGUCCUGACAGCCCUCAUGUGCACAGAACCCAGUCAGAAACCCAAACCAGGUGCCUUUUCUGUAGUGUGUGUGUGUGUAAGGGGAUUUUGGGGAGGGGGAAGGAAGGGAAAUUGCAAAGCCACUCAGCUUCCCGAGCAGCUGUGCUGCUGCAGCUCAGCUGAGCAGCAGUUGCAGAAGUGGUGGUGUGUGCCAUGUCUCUAGUGCCUUUUAUUCAGGGGAGAUGCUGCUGAGAGCCUGCUCUGACAGUGCACGAAGAACAAACUGGUUUGCAUUCCUGGCAGCAUUCAGCUGCUUAGUGCCUUAAAUCCUCUUCACUAGCAGGAAAACCUGAGCUUGGAUGAGGUAUUUCUGAUGAGUUGGCUACAAAAUGCAGUGAAUCCCAAAGCAGCUUCAAGAGGAGCUUGCAGAUGAGAUGACUUUUAUUUUUCCUUAAAGAUACUGCAAGAAACUCAACUUCUUUGCUCAUCCCAAAAGAUUUUUCCUGAGCUGGAUUCGUUCCCUUUGGGGGCUGAAAACAAAAUUGAGGCCAAAUCAUUUUUAUUCUAAGAGUGUUUUGUUCCCUUUCCUUUUCCCCCCAGUGGCUCCCUGUUUCUUCUCUGCUUUUCACUUCUUAUUUGGAAAGCAGUUGAAUGGCCUGGUGGGUUAAUUACUGUUAUUUUGGUAAUUAAGGCUUCAAGGCAAACCUGGUCUGCUGUAUUUUGGCCUUCUAACAAGGUUGGUUCUCACAAACCACCACGUUGCAGCUCAAAGCAUUUCUGAUUAAUGAUGGAGUUAGUGUUUGAGGAGGUUAUUGUUGGAAUCUUUCAAGCAUAUUGAUGCAUCUCAGGGACUUCAGUGUAGAAUCUUCUAGUCCAUGGUAGUUUGAUCUAGUUUUGGAGGCAAAAAAAAAUUAUGUAGUAAUUAAAUCCUGUCUUAUAGAAUGGUCUAGGUUGGAAGGGACCUCGAGGAUCAUCCAGCUCCACCUCCCCGCCGUAGGCAGGGACACCUCCCACUAGAGCAGGUUGCUCAAGGCCUCAUCCAACCUGGAUGAGGCCUUCUUAGUCUUAUGUCUGGAUAAGGGAGGCAGAGCAAAAUGUGUGAAGGUUCCCCCCCAGAGUCACUUUGGGUGUUUUAGGCAGCUGGCAGUGCCAACCCCUCUGGAAAUGGCUUUUCAGAGCUAUUGCUGCAAUGGAUUUGGGUUGCCUGUUGGAGAGCAAACUAAGAAUUCCAAGUGAUGUGAUCUCAGGGAGGUGUUGGGAGAGGCUGAAGGUCCAGCUUUGCCAGCAGGAAACGUUGCCUGUGUGCUUUAGUUUUGUACACACAGAGAGAAGUGGGAGGGGGAGAUGCUGCUGCUGGGCUGCAUCUCCUCGUUGGAGACCUGAAGUGAGCAGUGCUUGGAGGAGUGGAGGCCACUGGCCAAGUACAGGCACAGCACAGGGUGUCCCAGGGUGUGUUUAAGGUUACUCCUGGGAAGAAUUCUUCCCUGACUGGCAGUUCAGCUUCCUCCUGUGUGUUACACACUUUGCAGUUGCCUCCUCCCUGUGUUCUGUGCCUUCUGAAGCACCCUGGUAAGGCUUCCAGCUGAGUGUGAUGCACAGAAAGCUGCUUCAGCGUUUUCCUUGGAACUCCAUGGCCAGAAUGAAGCUGCACAGCUUUUUUGCCACUGCUUUUCCCUCUUGGGUAGCCCAGAAAUAGCUGAGAGGUGGCUGUAGGAUGGGAGCUAAUCUUAGAAUGGCUCAGGCUGGAGCCUGAUCAACUGCUCCAUCCUCCCCACCAUGCCCAGGGAAGACUCAGCUGCCCAAAGCCUCAUCCAGCCUGGCCCUGAACACCCCCAGGCAGGAGGCAGCCACAGCCUAUUCCACAGUCUUACCACCCUCACACUGAACAACUUCUUCCUCAGCUCCAGUCUAACCCUGCUCUGAUCCAUUCCCCCUUGGCCUGGCUCAGACACCCUCAGGACAAGUCCCUCUGCAGCCUUCCUGCAGGAUCCUUUCAGCUGUUGUUAGGCUGAAGUUCCCUUAGCUAGGCUAAGGUUCCCCUGGAGCCUUCUCCUCUGCAGGCUGCACACCCCCAGCUCCCUCAGCCUGUGCUCAGAGCAGAGCUGCUCCAGCCCUUUGUAGCCUCCUCUGGACCCUCUCCAGCAGCUGCGUCCUGGAGCUGGGGACACCAGCGCUGGGUGCAGGAUUCACAGCCUUUAUCCCUCAGUGACCUGGACCCUUAGCUCCGGUCCCUGGCAGCACCUGGCCAGCUCCUUGCUAGAACCUGCCUUAAGACUGGUGUUGCCAGGGUGACCUGGGUCCAGCCCUGCCCCCAGGGUGGGCUUUUGCCUGCUGCUGCCUGGGUGCUGAGAGGCUUUUGUCGUCUUUAAGGAGCCAAUUUUAAUUGCUCUUUGUUUUCCAACCUGCUUGGAUGCAUUUCGAGUCUGUAAUGACAGGAGAGUGCUGCAGUGCCCUUGCUGCAGACAAAGCCUUUCUGUGUUUCUGGGUAUGAUGUGCAAUAAGAGCCAUUAGUAUUUGGGGUUUCCUAAGUAAAAAAAUUCUGCAAUCUCUGCUUAAUUAUUUGUUGAUUUUUGUUGUUGUUUGUUUGGGUUUGGUUUUUGUUUUCCUCCAUGAAGUAUUGAAUUGGAGCUGGGAAGCCUUUGCAAAGGACCAAAUGCUCUUUGAUGAACUGUCCCAGAAUUUCAAAGCUGAGCUGAAGUUUCACAGAUCUGCAUUAAAGAAAUUGCUGUUCUUGA